UUCAUCCCGUCUGGUCUGGUCGCGCGGAUUACCGGAGAAGGUGCACGAUAUUUAUACCGUGCCCAGUAAAGCAGUCGAGUCGAGGCGCGGAUUGCUCACCACUAGGUAGGACUGUAGAAAUUCUCUCGUCGUCGUUUCCCUGCAAUCCAGGAUCCGGAAAAAGAAAGGUUCAGAUAAACUAGACAGACAGGACUAGGACUGUGUCGUGAACAGUUCCCAUCGGUUUGCCGUCGCGAGUGUCCGCGGUUCAGGGUCGAGAAUCUGUUCUCUGUGCAAGUUUGCUUUCGAGUCGUCCCUGCGGUUGCGGGGGAUUGAUCCCAGUGUGCCUGGAGUUUCCCCACCCGUUGCGAGGCGCGUUGUUUAUUACCAAUCUGUCAAAGUGUAGUAAUGACUGGUUUUUGGACUAUUUCCGGCGUAGCAAAACGAGCAAAACAAAACCGAUUCAUUAAGGUCAACCGUGAGUGAAAGGAAAAUCGUUUUUCGACAAACAAGUGCUAAAAUAAGCGUGAAAUGGAUUUACCCCCGAGAGCCAACCACAUCCCGCGAGUCGAUGCUGCUGCCGCUACCGCCGCAUGUCGGCGGAAAUUCGAUAGUGUAUUGUUAAAGUGUGUAUUUAUUUCUAUUUAAAGUUUUGGUCCGCCAGGAAGAGCGGUGGUGGGCAGGCAGCUCUCAGCUCAGCUGAGCUGAGCGGGCACUAAAGGCUAAGGUCGGAAGAAUAAGGGCAAAAAUAAAACUGCCAGCAGUUUAGGUUUAGGUUGGUUGUGCAACGUGUGCAUCGAGUAGAGGAAUUAUAAUACCUAGAAAUAUAUAUUCCAACAAGGGGGAGAGAGCUGAUAAAAUUGCCAUAAAAAGUUGCGGUGAUUCCGCGGGAGCGCGUUCGGUUGGUUGGGCAAAACGAUGCCGCCUUACGCGGAACGGUGCGGCGGAGAAAAGUCUUCCGCAAAGUGCAUAUCCUGUUUGUGAGCUCUUCGGGGCAUCGGCUGCCGAAAGUGAUAUACCCUUUACCCGAAGUAUUGUUGAAGUUUAUUCGGUGCGUAGAGCGGCAGCGGUAGUGAGAGGAAUUAUCUGAAAACUGAAACGUGAAACGGAGCUAUUCCCGGAACUUGAGCCAGCGGGCGUACGCCGCAAAAGGGUAAGCCGCGCACCGAUGGGAUCAACUCUGGCAUGACAGACGACCGAUUCAACACAAACGGUGGUGAAAGCUCGGAGUGAGCUGUGAGCGAAAAGAAAAACUCGCCUCCUGGGGUAGCCGUGUGGCAGAAAGUAGCAAACCCACCACCCAGUGAGCUGAAAUCAAACGCAGAAAAACAGGAAGCAGGCGUUUUAAAUCCUGUUCCGCCCGUCGUCGUCGACGACGACGUCCGGAACCGGCACAGUUCUUCCCUUGGGAGUCGUGCGAAAAACAGAUGCGUUCCCGUCCGCACAAAGUUUGAAUCAAGUGAACUGUAAAACAUGUGAGCGCGUUUGUUGUGUUCCUCCGGCACGUGAAAGUGUGGAAAUCGGAAGAAAAGUGUUAAGAGUCAGCCAGCCGUUCUCGCGUACGGUCGAACGUACGUACGUACGUUCACACGCCGGAAGUGCAUCCAGAAUUAGAAACGAUCAGGCAUUAAAUGAGAAACGGUGAAAAUACCAGGAUCACAACAGAUUAAAGUGUUUACUUCAAACUCAUGACAAAAGUGCCGAUAGAACCGAGAAAACGUGUUCGAAAAUCUUUAAGAAGAGUGAAUCAAAACGCGGUUAGUGUCGCAAUAAGCCCUAAGUAAAACGUGAUUCGUGACCAACGGGGCGAGCAAAAAAGAAUCGUAAUAGUAGAAAGCAGACGCCGAAGACCACUGUGUAUACGCUCAGGGGCCGCUUGAAUGGCUGCCGCAGAACGACGACUCGUGCAUCAGUGUCGACGGUGGUGGCGGCGGCGGUGGUGGUUGUGCAAUCCGGUUGACGUGCAGUGUUGCGUGGAGAAGGAGCAGGAGGAGGAGAAGAAGAAGAACCUGCCAGCUGCUGCCCAGCUGCCGAGACCACAAAAUGGCUAGAUUGUGCUGUUCGCUGUGCGGAUUUAUUAUCGUGCAAGUGCAAGCAAUCGCUACCUGUAAUAGCUGUAUCACAAGAACCAGAAUCAGAAGAAGAAAACGAGGAACAAUUGUGCCGGGAGUGAAAGUCAGUUCUUUGCUGCUGCUGCUACCGCUGUUGCCACCAACAAGUGGACAGAUCCAGUUAACUGUUGUCGAGCGGGAGCUGUCGUCGUCGGAGUACCGGUUGGAUGAAGAUGAUCUUCAGCCACUAAGAAGUCGGGAAGCAUCUUCUAGCAGUACUCGAACCGUGCGGUUGCGAUUACCACCGUCGUCGUCGGUGUUACGUCACCCGCAGCCAAAGUCUACUGUCCAAAGUCAUCGCCGGCCCCAUCUACGCCGUCCGUAGAGUCGCAACAGUCGAAGUUAGAGAGGAGGGCAGCAAGACAACCAAACGUGUAGCAUACAUAUACGCUCUAGUAGUAGUAGUAGUUGUUUGUAGUAAUCGUAGCAAGCAAGCAACCAAGCAAGCAGUCAGUAGUCUCUGUUAACGUACUGUGUACAAAUCUAGGAGUACACGAAGAAGCGAGCGAGCGAGCGAACGAGCGGGACGAAGAGAAUGAACGCGUCCGAGUGUGCCAGCCUGUUCGCGUCGGUCGAGUGGACCGAACCGAGAAAGAUCCUCCUGCUGGCCAUUCUGAUCUUUAUCGACGUGCUGGUCAUCGUCGGCAACACGCUCGUCGUGGCCGCCGUCACCAGUUCGCCGAAGCUUAGGACUGUUACCAAUUUUUUCAUCGUUAGUCUAGCCGUUGCCGAUUUGCUAGUCGGAUUAGCUGUAUUGCCGUUUUCGGCCACCUGGGAGGUGUUCAAGGUGUGGAUCUUCGGUGACGUGUGGUGCCGCGUGUGGCUUGCCGUCGACGUCUGGAUGUGCACGGCAUCGAUACUGAACCUGUGCGCGAUCAGUCUCGAUCGCUACGUGGCCGUCACGCGUCCCGUGACCUACCCGAGCAUCAUGUCCACCAGGCGAGCCAAGUCGCUCAUCGCCGGGCUGUGGGUGUUGUCCUUUGUGAUCUGCUUUCCGCCGCUGGUCGGGUGGAAGGAGCAGAAAGUGAAAGAGAACCUAUAUUAUCAGUAUGGAAAUUACACGCUGGUGUCAGUGACACCGUCGUCAGCGUCCUACUCACCAUCACCGUCACUGUUAUCAUUACAAUCACAAUCAGCAUCAUCAUCAUCAUCAACAACACUAUCAUCAUCGACGUCGCCGUUAUCGUCAUCGGCUUCGUUAGCUUCGACAGCAGCUGCCGAAGCGGAAAUUCUACUCGCAUCACUGGGAACUGCGGCAGAUGGCCGCAGCGAUGGGGGUGGUGGCGAUGACGUUCCGACGACGACGACAAAUCCACCCUGUCCGUGGACCUGCGAGCUAACGAACGACGCCGGGUACGUCGUCUAUUCCGCUCUCGGUUCCUUCUACAUCCCGAUGUUCGUGAUGCUGUUCUUCUACUGGCGCAUUUAUCGGGCGGCCGAACGGACAACCCGAGCCAUCAAUCAGGGAUUUCGGACUACCAAAGGUGGCAAAAAGAACAACAACUUCGACGACAGCCUGACACUUCGGAUGCACCGAGGCAAGGGCGUCGGAGCACUGAUGGCUUCAACCAUGCGAACGCACAAUAUGCUCCUCGAAGGAACGUCAUCGUCGUCUUCGUCAAGACCAACUACUGGUAGCACAGCAGCAGCGGUUUCUUCUACUACCGUUACCACUACUACUACUCCGGGAACCGGUCCCGCCGCCAAUCCACAAAUCUCGAUCUCCUGCCCCAGUGGGAACACAUCCCAUCUGACAAGUCCCACCGCUUCCAUCAACUCAUCGCUGCAAAUUGCCCUACAACAACAACACCAGCAGCACCAGCAACAACAACAACAACCACAACACAACGGCGGCAACUCGCGCCAAUCCAGCGGUAGGGACUCGCGCCGCAAAUCCGUCUUCAAGGAAGCACCGGCUGGCAUCUCGCGAGAUCUGUCACCCAACUCGUCGAAAAAGCUGGGCAAAAAACACCUCAAAGUUCAGGUCAAACGCUUCCGCAUGGAAACGAAAGCCGCCAAAACGCUUGCCAUCAUAGUAGGCGGCUUCAUCCUGUGCUGGCUGCCUUUCUUCACCAUGUACCUCAUCCGGCCCUUCUGCAAUGACUGCAUCAACGAGCUGCUCUUUUCCAUCCUCUUCUGGCUCGGGUACUGCAAUUCAGCCGUGAACCCGCUAAUCUACGCACUGUUCUCGCGCGAUUUCCGGCAAGCCUUCAAACGCAUCAUUAUGCGCUGCUUUUGCUGGAAACGCUUCAAGGUGAACCUGUUGCGAAAGUCCUCGACGACCGCGCACAAUACCAACAACCACAGUUACAGCCCGUCGGCCUUUACACCGCUGGCGUCGACACCGCGAACCGAGCUGGACAGUUCCGUGUUUAGAUGACCUUCGUUCAGUUCGUUGGAAGCUUCGACGCAGCAGCCGCCACUGUUCAGUGCCGCCAGGAGACCGCUGCAGUACCUGCAGCGAUCGAUUUCGGUUCGAACUCCUCAACGUACAUCGACGGGCGGGUUUAGGGGUGGUCGUGGUGGUGCCGUGGACAAUAUCUGCCACCCGAUUGUGAUGGAUCAUCAGAGUUUCGGAGUGGCGAGACUGAAUCGGUCGGUGACGGCGACGUCCGCUCAGAAAGAGGUCGGUAUUGUUGAGGAAGAGAUGGUGAGGAGUGGCGGGAUGGUAAUAGGCACCGACGAUCGGGGUGGGAAGUCGAUUACGAGCUUGUAAGGAGUUAGGGGACUUCCGGUAGGUAUUUGUAGCAGCAGUAGAAUCGCAGUAGGUGAUUUCAGGGGAAGGCGAGUGAUUCGGGUGGAUGGCGGAGGUCGAUGAUGACGGUGGUUUGUGUGAUUCUAGAUCUGAACGAUGUCACAUAACUUUUUAAGAGGGAAUUGGAGAAAAUGGACGUUUACUUCCUCUUGCGUAAGCAGGUAGUCCGCUAUGUACUUAAAACCUUUAAAUAUUUCACGGAGCACAUUGCAAACGUUUCUAAAUAUGCUAAGCUAUCUCGUUGAAGUUCAGAUCUUAAGGUUUGAAGGUUCAACGCAAUUCUAUACGGGUUCUUGACUAGCUGUACGAAUCCAGCUAGCAUCGUGGAGCUUCGUCGCAUCGUGCGGGGUAUAACGAUAUAUGAACAAAACAUAGUUCCAUGUUUAUUAUACCGUUCUCCAAAUCAUUAUGGAGUUUUAAAGCUUUCACUAAGUUACUCAGUUGGAAAGAAGUAUCAAAAUUGGGACCUUUUUACAGGAGGCUACGAGAAGUUCGUUUCUUGUUUCAAAAUAUUCGAAAAAUCAAUUACAGGUAAAAAGAUUCUAUAUGCUAUAAUGCUCGUUUUGCCCCAAUUCCCCGUUGUUUUGUUUGAACCUAUCUUCAAGAGUGGCUAUACAACUUGAAGGAAAACUGAAUUCGGCUGAUUAGAAUUGGUUCUUUCCUACGAAAACCGAGUCGAAGAAAUAGACUUCGGAACGUUCGUUUGACUCCACGGAUCGUUUGAACCACCCGUUUUACUCCGAUUCUUCACAAAACUCAAAUUUUUAGAUGAACUGGACACCACAUCUGGAUAGGAGGCUGAAUGCGGAUGAUCAGUUAGUUUAUCUUUCACGAAGAAAAGCUUCAACGAGCGAUUGCAGACAAUUUUUGAAUUUUCAAUUUUCAGAAUUUAAUUUUAUUUGCUAUUCAAAUUGUUUACCCUAUUUUUUAAUGUUUUCCAUUUCAUAAGCUAUUUUUAAUUUUUGUGAAUUUUUUGA
This is a messenger RNA of Topomyia yanbarensis, 5822 nucleotides long. RefSeq names its product octopamine receptor Oamb (gene Oamb). Gene Ontology annotation, molecular function: neurotransmitter receptor activity; transmembrane transporter activity; octopamine receptor activity. The transcript is spliced from 7 exons. Lineage: Eukaryota; Metazoa; Arthropoda; Insecta; Diptera; Culicidae. Gene Ontology annotation, cellular component: membrane; dendrite. The record is from RefSeq and is a predicted model, not a curated record. The coding region runs from base 2626 to 4470 and encodes 614 amino acids. Gene Ontology annotation, biological process: adenylate cyclase-activating adrenergic receptor signaling pathway; G protein-coupled receptor signaling pathway, coupled to cyclic nucleotide second messenger; chemical synaptic transmission.